UUUGUGAUUCUGGUAAACAGCUGAGCUCUCACUUUGCGAGCUCUGCCCUCCUCCUCUUCUCUCUGGAUUCUACAGUACUGUGUUGAACUGCAUGAACUAACAAGCCACUUUGAUAUUAUUCCACUUAUCAAUCAUGCCUUUGGAGAACUUGUUUGGAUCAAAGGGGAGGCUGGUGCUGAGCACUCUCCUUGUUUGUGCUGUCAUCCUCGAGUUAGCUUAUUGUCAAGAAGAGGCCCAACAACAGAAGAUUAAUCCAGGAAGGAAGCCAAAGCCGAGCAUUACCAAACUUGGGAGGUCAACAAACAAAUCGCCCAGAGCUGUAACAGCCAAACCAAAGAUCAAAACUACAGCCCCGGCACAGACCUUCCUCACACAGGUGCUAAACAGAGGGAAGUUUAAAAAGGUGGUAGACAGUAUAAGUGUGCAGUCAGGAGACACCUUGGAGCUGAGGUGCAGGGGCAAACCUGUGCAGUGGAGCGUACCAAAGUACCUGGAGGAGGAUGAUGAGGGAAGGCUCAGUAUGGUCCAACAGGAGCGAUAUGGCGUCCUGACGUUGGUUAACACAACAGGUGCAGACACAGGGGAGUUCAGCUGUUAUCCGAUGUACUGUGAAGACACAGACUGCAGGAAGGAGUAUGACAAAGCUGUCAAAGUAUUUGUCUUCUUUCCAGAUCCACAAGAACUAUUUGUCCCGUCGGCUGACUACUACGAGGCGAUCCAGCUGAGAACCAACUGGCCUACUCUCCUCCCCUGCCAGGUGACUUCACCCCAGGCCAAAGUGACUCUGCACCGGGAGUUUCCUCCAGUUGAGGUGGAAUUUGAUGGGACAGAGAUCUCCUUUAACGUCAAGAGGGGCUUCACCAUUCAUCGCCCCCGGCCUCAUCAUGCUGGAGCCUUGUUCUGUGUCGCCAGUCUGGGCAACCUGAGGCAGAGCUCCACCAAGUACAUGCUCAUCUAUGUUAACUACCCCAUGGCUCCCCCUGCUCCAGUGAUCCAGGCCUCGUCCAGCUCAGUGACUGCGGGGGAGAAUCUGCGUGUCAGCUGCUCUGUGGUGGGGGAGCAGGACGUGGCUGUGGAGUUCACCUGGGAUUACCCAGGACAGCAGAUUGGGAGGCCUCUGUACACUCAGGACAGCAUCAGUCCAGUGGGUGGAGGAGCGGCCCGACAGCAGUCCCAGUCUGUCCUCCUGGUCGAUGAGGUGCGGGACGUGGACCAGGGAACAUACACCUGCACCGCCCAGAACCUGCAAGGAGCCAAAUCAGUUUCUACUACUGUUAAAGUGGUGCCCAAAGCAAAACCUAAGAAACAAAAACCAUAAAAACUAGAUGAGACGGUGGAGAUCAGGAGCACCAUUUUGCUUUGUCAAAAGUACUGAACCGUAUUCAAUCAGUCACAUAUCAAUAUAUAAAUGCAACAAACAUCAUAUUCUCUUUCUAUUGCUGUAAACACACUGAAGCCUACAAAUUAAGAGACAUUUUGUUGUUUAGAUUUAGAUGAAUGUAAAGCGUUGUGCAUUAAGCAGAUUGUGUUUUUUAAGUUUUAUAUACACAUUGUUACCUGUCUUUUUCUACUUUUUCUUAUUGUGCAUAACCCUGCCUUUUUAUUCA
Molecule: messenger RNA, 1607 nt
Organism: Gymnodraco acuticeps
Lineage: Eukaryota; Metazoa; Chordata; Actinopteri; Perciformes; Bathydraconidae
Product: platelet-derived growth factor receptor-like protein
Exons: 7
Coding region: 134-1318 (394 amino acids)
Source: RefSeq, a predicted model, not a curated record